Messenger RNA from Anopheles coustani, 1143 nucleotides. RefSeq names its product nurim homolog. The transcript has 2 exons. The coding region runs from base 234 to 998 and encodes 254 amino acids. Lineage: Eukaryota; Metazoa; Arthropoda; Insecta; Diptera; Culicidae. The record is from RefSeq and is a predicted model, not a curated record. Gene Ontology annotation, cellular component: nuclear membrane.
AAUAGACCUUUCGUUUGAGGGGUCAAAAGUCUAAAUCGGUUAAGCGAAUAACAAGUUAUUAGCAAAUUAGGGUAAAAAGCGUAAAAUAAACGUCAUACGUAAUGUUUUGUUUACCAACAAAAGGCGCGGCGUUACAUGGUGCUAUCUGUGGACAUCACAACUAGAUUGACCACUGGAUCGACUGGAAGGUGUGCAGUAUUCAAGAAAACAAGUGAAUAUUUGUCGAAGAAACCAUGGUAUCUUUUCGUCAGUUAUUGUGUUUCGUGCUGUCAUUGCUAUCCUUCAUAUCCGUGUUCUAUUCCGUGGGGAAAUUGAGCAUUUUCCUGGCCACGCCCGUCCGCACACAAGAUGCAGCUUCCCAAACAUUGCCUACUGAACGCACAGAGUUGAGGGCGGCCUUGUUUUCGCUGCUGUUCAACUCAAUAUGGGUCGUAUUGUUUGUUCUGCAGCAUAGUGCGAUGCGAGCUGCUGUAGUCAAGCGUUUUUGGAAGGCAAUCGGCUUGGAACUGGCAGAACGAAGCAUUUACAACAUCGCGUCAUCGUAUUGUUUGCUGCUAAUGCUAAAGAAUUGGAAAUCAUCACCAACACAGUACUGUCUGUGGUUUUUCGACGUAGAGGAAAACCCAACACUCUGGUGGGUUCUGGUCGGAGCGCAUGUCCUAUCGUGGAUCGUCGUAUACGGUGGCAGUUUGAUGGUGGACCUGCCGGAAUUGAUCGGCCUGAAGCAUGUGUACUACGAUAUCAACGAUCUUGCGCCUCCGAUGUCCUACAAGUCACGCGAUCUGCAGGAUUACUAUCAGCGCUACCGUCAUCCUUCGUUCGUCGCCCUGUCCGUGGUGUUGUGGUUCACCAAUGGUAUGACAAUCGAUCGGAGCCUACUUGCGUCGGUGUGGACAUUGUACAUGUAUCUGGCAUGGAAUACGACCAAAGUCGAUCUGCAAUACCAGCAGCAUCAGCUCGAGCGCAAGCGUGCCGAACUAGCACGGGUCACCAACUAAAGCAAAUGCCUUGGAAAAAAACCAUUCGUGCUCUUCCGGUACUCAUUCACUUCGUCGUGCCCGACUAAUGACUGACUAAUUUAUUUUUGAAUUAUUUUAAAUCAACUGCCCCCAGAAAAGAAUGGUAACUAAUAAACUAACCAAA